GCAGAGACAAAUAAUAGCAGGAGAGAGAGAGAGAGAAUGCAGAAAAAAAAGAUCACACUAUAAAGAGAAGGCCAAGCCAAACCAAAGACUGUGACAAAUGUAACCACAGUUGAAAUUCAAACACUUUUUUCUUGUUUUGCCUAUUGCCUAUGGUUUCUCUCCUGUACGUUUCUGUCAGAUCUCCAUUCUCCAACUCCAAGAGUUCAGCUCAGCUCCCCUGACUUCAACUUUUUCAUUUCCCAUUAUUUAAUAAACAGUAACUGUUUCUUGCUCACUGGGUUUCCGCUAUCUACAUGCAUUGAAAUUGCUACUACACUAGCUGCUUCUUCUGCCAAUUUCUCCGCAUUUAACACCCUGAUGAACUCAAAAAGUUGGUUGAGGGUAGGAGUAAUAAAGUGGAGAUAGGAGUUUCAGUUUGUAAUUAUGAAACUUUACCCGAGUGAGUGGUAAAGCCGCAAGAACUGCCCACAGUAAGGAAAUGAGAUAAGUACUCUGGUUUGGAAAGAGUUACAAGGAACCUUCCCUGAUUUGCUGCACCUUAAAGGACUACCUUCCAAGUUCUCAGUUAUAAAUCAGCAAGAGAAACAAACCCUUUCAACAUUGUCCAACUUUCUUGCUUUAGUUGUGUUCUUGAAUUUUUGAUUGGAAAAAGAUGUCGCACCAGAAGCAAGGAGAAGAAGCCAUGAUGUCCAGUCUCACCCAAACUGGCCAGCAUGAAGAGGGAGAGGAAGUCAAAGGGGAGACGUCACAAUUUACCUUAAAAAAUGCUUUCUGGCACGGUGGUUCUGCCUAUGAUGCUUGGUUCAGCUGUGCCUCAAAUCAGGUUGCCCAGGUUCUGUUGACUCUGCCUUACUCUUUCGCACAGCUGGGGGUGGUUUCAGGCAUUGUAUUCCAAGUGUUCUAUGGCUUGCUGGGGAGUUAUACUGCUUAUUUAAUUAGUGUUCUGUACAUUGAGUACAGAAGCCGGAAAGAGAAAGAGAAUGUCAGCUUCAAAAACCAUGUCAUCCAGUGGUUUGAAGUGUUGGAAGGCUUACUGGGUCCAUACUGGAAAGCCAUAGGAUUGGCCUUCAAUUGCACUUUUCUCCUCUUUGGAUCUGUUAUCCAGCUCAUAGCUUGUGCCAGUAAUAUAUACUACAUCAAUGAUCACUUGGACAAGAGGACUUGGACCUACAUAUUUGGGGCUUGUUGUGCCACCACAGUGUUCAUUCCAUCAUUUCACAACUACAGGAUAUGGUCCUUCCUUGGUCUUGGCAUGACCACAUACACUGCUUGGUAUUUGACCAUCGCAUCACUUGUUCAUGGCCAGGUUGAAAAUGUGACACAUUCGGGCCCAAAAAAGUUGGUUUUGUAUUUCACAGGCGCCACCAACAUACUCUACACUUUCGGCGGGCACGCCGUCACAGUGGAAAUCAUGCAUGCAAUGUGGAAGCCUCGGAAGUUCAAAUAUAUAUAUCUGUAUGCAACAUUUUAUGUGUUCACCCUCACUAUCCCCUCUGCUGUUUCCGUGUACUGGGCAUUCGGUGACCAACUUUUGGAUCACUCCAAUGCCUUCUCACUUCUCCCGCGUACUGGCUGGCGUGACGCAGGUGUCAUCCUAAUGCUCAUUCACCAGAUUAUCACAUUUGGCUUUGCUUGUACGCCAUUGUAUUUUGUGUGGGAAAAAGUGAUAGGGAUGCAUGACACAAAGAGCAUAUGCUUGAGGGCUCUAGCAAGGUUACCUGUGGUGAUACCAAUAUGGUUUUUGGCUAUUAUUUUCCCUUUCUUUGGGCCCAUUAAUUCAGCUGUGGGGGCUCUUUUGGUGAGCUUCACCGUUUACAUCAUUCCCGCUUCGGCCCAUAUGCUCACCUUCAGAUCUGCCGCAGCAAGACAGAAUGCUGCGGAAAAACUGCCCUUCUUCAUUCCGAACUGGACAUUGAUGUACGUGGUGAAUGCAUUGGUUGUGGUGUGGGUUCUGGUGGUGGGCUUUGGGUUUGGAGGAUGGGCUAGCAUGGUGAAUUUCAUCAAACAGGUUGACACAUUCGGACUAUUUGCCAAGUGCUACCAGUGUCCACCCAAACUCACCAACCAUCACUCAUAAAAACCAUGUUUUUUUUUUUUUUUUUCUUUUCAUGUUGUUGUAUUGUCCUGUUUAAUGUCCUCGUCAUAUUACUUUUAAUGCUUUUGAACAUAUAUGAUAUUAUACAAUAAUUUCUUAUAAUACUUCUUACAUGUUAACUUAA
Vigna radiata var. radiata (mung bean) is the source of this 2219-nucleotide messenger RNA. RefSeq names its product auxin transporter-like protein 1. The record is from RefSeq and is a predicted model, not a curated record. Lineage: Eukaryota; Viridiplantae; Streptophyta; Magnoliopsida; Fabales; Fabaceae. The coding region runs from base 653 to 2077 and encodes 474 amino acids. Gene Ontology annotation, cellular component: plasma membrane. The transcript has 9 exons.